AUGUCAGAUAUAAAGAAAAUUGAACAAGAAGAUUCUGCUUCUACUUUUGUCGACGCUAUUCCAGAUUACAAACUUGCUGAUCUUAUAUUUGUUCUUAAGACAACAGCCAGAGAUUCCCAAGCUUUUCAAUCAGCUAGCAGCGCUCUUUUCACGGCUAUCAAAGAACAAAAGCUUGCACCCCUUUACUAUUUUAUACACAAUUCAUCAGAAACGGCCAACUUAUUACCAUGGGAUGAAUCUUUAUACAAUGAUAUUUUUCUUCAAAAUGAGAAGCAUUUGAUUGAAUUAAAGGACGCCAUUAAAAAAGCUGAAGAAGAAGAAGAAGAGCUUUCAAUUUCUGAAAGCUGGAAUAAAUUGGGGAAUUAUUAUGCUAAAAUUGGAAACAAGGAUAAGGCUAUAUCAACACUUCGACAUGCUCAAGAUUUAUCUUCAGGAACAGGAAACAAAAUUGAUAUAAUGUUGACAAUUAUUAGAAUUGGUUUAUUUUAUGAUGAUAAAGCUUUUGUCAAAAAAGAACUUGAAUCUGUCAAGCUUCUUAUUGAUCGUGGUGGUGACUGGGAACGUCGAAAUAGAUUUAAAACUUAUCAAGGUCUUUAUCUUUUAUCUAUCCGGCAGUUUGAAGAGGCAGCAAAUCUUCUUAUUGACUCUUUAUCAACAUUUACUUCAACUGAAAUCACUUCUUAUGAAGAAAUUGUUAAAUAUGCUGUUCUUUCGGGUGCUUUUGCUCUUGAUAGAGUUAACCUUAAACGUAAGGUUGUUGAUUCACCAGAAGUUUUGUCACUUGUUCCUACCACUCCAUCUCUCGAGCCUAUCACGGUUAUGACCAAUUCUCUUUAUACUUGCGAAUAUGAUUCAUAUUUUAAAGCUUUGGCAACCGUUGAAGUUGAAGUUCUUAAAACGUCAAGAUAUCUUGCUUCACAUUCACUUUUUUAUAUCCGUGAAAUGAGAAGAAAAGCUUAUGCUCAACUUCUGGAAUCAUAUAAAACCCUUAGUAUUCGAAGCAUGGCUGAUGCAUUUGGCAUAUCCGUUUCUUUUUUGGAUAACGAUUUAGCUAAAUUCAUCCCUAGCAAGAAAUUGAACUGUGUCAUUGAUAGAGUUAAUGGCAUUAUUGUCACAAACAGACCAGACAACAAAAAUGCUCAAUACCAGGAGUUUGUGAAACAAGGCGACGCAUUACUCACUAAAUUGCAAAAAUAUGGGGCUGCAGUUCGUCUUAGCGGAGCUGAACGUCUCUCAACUUGA
Molecule: messenger RNA, 1242 nt
Organism: Magnusiomyces paraingens
Lineage: Eukaryota; Fungi; Ascomycota; Dipodascomycetes; Dipodascales; Dipodascaceae
Exons: 1
Coding region: 1-1242 (413 amino acids)
Biological process (GO): proteasome-mediated ubiquitin-dependent protein catabolic process
Cellular component (GO): proteasome regulatory particle
Molecular function (GO): protein binding
Source: RefSeq, a predicted model, not a curated record